AAUAAUAGAAGAAUCGAUUGUAAUAAUACUCCAAAUACCACCCUCUGAAGGUAAAUUCAUUCAUUUCUAUUCUUGCAGUUGAUGCUUCCUACAUAUCAACUCCUCUUAUUUGAUCAAAGACAGUUAUUUAUCAACUUUAAACAACUAUUCAAUCCUUUUAACCUCAAAGCUGACCGGAAGGGUUGUCCAAUGGGUAGUAAACACGAUAACUGGGCGCAAGAGUGAUGCCAAAUGUAGCGCAAUAACCUUUAACUUGAUUACCAAAUUCAGGAGUGAAUCUUCCACGGUUAAAAACCCAUAUCUUGCACCUGAGAGACAGACCUUGGACUGCUUCACAGCAUUCACGACUGAGGUUUACCUUCUUUUCGACCAAGGACGCAUAAACUUCAUGCAGGCAUCCAUCUGGUUUAUUAAUUUGUCCCCAACAGAGCCAUGGGUUUGGCAUGUAUCGUUCUUCCCAUCCAACAACUGAGAAAGCAGGCGUGAUAGCCAUGGCAAAUGCCAGGGUUAGGAAGAGCAUAAGGGUCUGUUGAAAAGAACCCAUCGCAAACAGACAGAGACAGGUUAGUUUCUUCUGAAGUCUUUGUUUUCUUGGAACAAGGGAAGGUUUUUAGCAAGGGUUUUGGGUUGGAAAUUUAUAGAAGUUCUUAAAUUACGGAGCUUGGAGUAACGGUGGUAUGUUGCCAAAUUAGUCAGGUUGAAGCCAUGAAUGAAGAAAAAAAUGGCAACAGCUGGAGGAGGAGGUGGAAAUGUGAAGGAGACAAGUAGCAGAGAAGGCACAGCAAAAUCAAUAGUGACUGAACAGAUUUCCCAGGCUGUACAAUCCACCUCCAAUCUCCUCCACCUCAUGCAGCAGUCUUCUCCUUCUCAGACCCAACUAAUGAAGCUUCCGAAAAAUCUUUUGGCUAAAGCCCCUACAAUCAAGAAUACUGGGCAGAUGUUAGAGCAGAUGCCUAGGGUGAUUUCAGCACUUGAUGCCCACAUUGACAGUGGAUUACAGAGUGUUCCGCAUCUGAAAACAGUAAUUCAGUUACUUGAAAAUAUGGAAAGCUGCCAUCUUAGUUCUCUGUCUCAAGCACAUUUCUCACAAGGGGAAUCUCAGCAAGCAAAUCAACAUCCCAAGGCUGGUUCACCGCCCUAAUAUUCUAGCCAUGCUACGGGGUCUCAGCCAUUAGUUUCUUUAAUCAUGUCAAACCUUCUUAACUGUAGCUACAACCAAUUCUUGAGUAGUAACUAGUACAUUAAAUAUGACUACUAGACUAGACAAUGUGUUCUAUGUACAUCAAAUGUCAUAGUAUUUCUCAUUGCUGUCUGUAUACAUUGAACAUGAUAGAGAAUGGUUCCUGUAUUGCUUUCUUCAUAGCAUUGGAAACACGUUUCAACUUUCUACCUUGUAAGGAUGGCCACAAAUUUUAAAGGGGAAAUGAGCUGUCUCAUCAUUCUUUCCAUUUU
Molecule: messenger RNA, 1452 nt
Organism: Theobroma cacao (cacao)
Lineage: Eukaryota; Viridiplantae; Streptophyta; Magnoliopsida; Malvales; Malvaceae
Source: RefSeq, a predicted model, not a curated record